Messenger RNA from Photinus pyralis (common eastern firefly), 3260 nucleotides. RefSeq names its product spondin-1. The coding region runs from base 277 to 2973 and encodes 898 amino acids. Gene Ontology annotation, biological process: cell adhesion. Lineage: Eukaryota; Metazoa; Arthropoda; Insecta; Coleoptera; Lampyridae. Gene Ontology annotation, cellular component: extracellular matrix. The transcript has 13 exons. Gene Ontology annotation, molecular function: serine-type endopeptidase inhibitor activity. The record is from RefSeq and is a predicted model, not a curated record.
AGGCACUCGAACAAAGCUGUCUUCCGGAGUCGCUCAAAAUUCAUAGUUCUUCCCUACAUUCAAUUUGGACCGUUUACCACAAACGCGUCUAACUUAUGAUGAGUGCUUAAACGCGACGCGUAUCUGUAACGGUGCCGUUCUUCAACGAACGGACGGCGGCGUCGAGACCAGUUAACCGCCGAAAGCGUUGGAGGCAGCAUAGAAUUACGCUUUUCCUCGCUUACGGAAACGUGUCGAUGAUUACCGUUUCGAUCAAAUUUUGACAACCACUUACAGAUGGCAACGUUCAAAUGCCUUGAAUUGGUUCUGAUCAUCGGAAAUCUAAUCGCAACAACUAAUAGCUUAAGGUGCGAUAGAAUUCCCGACGGAGUUACUGGAUCGCCCAGUUUGCCGGAAGAUUUUUUUUAUAUAGAAAUAAGUGGAAAUCCAACGGAAUACACACCUGGGGAGACGUACACGAUAACUGUUCGUGCCCGAAGGGACCACAGGAUAAAAGAUUUCUUAUUAGUGGUUGAGCAUGACAUAUCAAAGAAACCGGUAGGUGAUGCUUCGUAUUCUGUGGGUACCUUCCAACUUCGAAAUAUGUUAACAAAAUUCAGCGACAAAUGCCCGAACGCCGUAACAAACACGAACGUUAUUCCCAAAACGGAAGUGGAGAUAGAUUGGAAGGCCCCAGACGGUGAGACGGGCUGCGUUGCUUUCAAACUGGUAAUAGUAGAGUCUCGCGACGUGUGGUACAAUGAAGGCAGUAGCUUGGUGAAGAGAUUUUGUAAAGAAGAAAAAAGGAAUGGUGACGUUCAGCCGUACGUACUCCAGCAUUGCUGUGCUUGUGACGAAGCAAAAUAUGAGGUCACCUUCGAAGGUUUGUGGUCGCGUAAUACGCAUCCUAAGGACUUUCCCUCGGAUGUUUGGCGGACUCGAUUCAGCGAUGUUAUUGGUGCAUCGCAUACCACUGAUUACCACUUUUGGAAUUAUGGAGAACUCUCCAGUGACGGCUUGCGUGAAGUAGCUGAGAACGCAAGCACCCGUACUUUAGAAAGUGAACUGAAAGCCAAGAGCGAGCACAUAAGGACAAUAAUUAAGGCCAGGGGCAUAGGAUAUCCUAAUGUUACCGGCAAGACUUUUGCUGUAUUUCGUGUUGACAAUCGCCACCAUUUAAUGUCUAUCGUUUCCAUGAUUUACCCUUCGCCAGAUUGGUUUGUGGGGGUUUCCAGUUUAGAAUUAUGCUUGGAAAAUUGUUCCUGGGUGGAGUCGAUGACUCUGCGACUGUAUCCAAACGACGCAGGCACAGAUGAAGGGUUGACAUACGACGCUCCCGAUCAACCCACCUACCCCAGAGGUGUAAUUCGAAAAAUAACAUCGAACAGUCCUAAUGACGAUCGUUCUCCGUUCUACGACGAGCAAGGCAUUCCGAUAAAACCACUUGCCAAACUGUACUUAUCGCGACAGCGACUGUAUGAGAAAACAUGCAAUCAAAUGUACGAUUAUCCCGAGUACGGCGACGAAAACUGCGAAGUGACGGAGUGGUCCGCGUGGACCGCUUGCUCUGUUACGUGCGGGAAGGGGAUAAAGUACAGACAGCGGCGGUACAAAAAUGAAGGCAAUCAGCACAGCUGCCGAAUGCGCCUGACAGAGAGGGCGUCGUGUAGGGGACUGCAGAAGUACUGUCGGGAGGAUCCCAACGGUGCCGACAACGAAGACCCACGCUGUAAGUUGACCGAUUGGGGGGAAUGGUCGACUUGUAGCGUAACGUGCGGCAUUGGUACAAAGACUCGAAGCCGAAGGUAUCGCAAUAGAAACGCUGCUAAACGUUGCGCGGCCGGUCAAGAGAAUCCGCCGAUUUUGGAACAAAACCUUGAGUGCAACGGGGAAGGGGAGGAUUGCGAGGAAGGAGAAGCAGCUGAGAAAGAACCAGACUGCCCCGAUUACCACUGGAGCUCGUGGACUCCCUGUUCCUCGACGUGCGGCAAAGGUGUCAAGGUACGAUAUCUACUGUCAUUGGAGGAGGGUGACCAACGACAGUUUCUCAUGAGGCAAAGUAGGGCUCAUGGCGCUUACGAUGAAUAUAACGUACCAGGUGGCGAUGAAGAAGAAGAUGAUGAAAUCAGAUCCACGAAUAACGAUUGCGCAAAUCGGAAUCCAGUCGAGGUUGUGGAAUGUUACGCUGACGACGCUCCGUCGUGUGAUGAACUAUCAAUUACGACCGAGCCAGCUGUUGCAUGUAGUUUGCCCAGAAAUAACGGACCUUGCAAGAGUAACAUAGACAGGUGGUACUUUGACAACAUCAAUGUAAGAUGUGAGGUUUUCAGCUACAGUGGCUGCCAAGGGAAUCACAACAAUUUUAAAUCUUUGAGCCAUUGUAACGAAGUAUGUGGCCAGUACCAAAAGGAAUUGUUGGCAAAUAGGACCUCUCAAAAACGUCAACUCGGAGUUACCGUUUCAGGAGUUCUAUCUUACAAUAUGCAAGUGCAGAACGACGCUGCAAUUAACUGUGUUACAGAUGCCCCAGUAUUACAACCUGAAAGUAACGAAAUUAUCGAUCCUGAUGGUGAAGUUCAAAAUUGUAAAGUGACGCCUUGGUCAGAUUGGAGCCCUUGCAACGUGACAGGCGCUUGUGGGCAUGGUUUUAAAGAGAAAUAUCGUGAAGUAUUGAUUCCAGCUGCAAAUGGUGGCAAACCAUGUCCGCUAUUGUCAAAAACAAAGAAAUGUAGAAUUAAAUGCAAACCGGGUGCAACAGAUUAUUCAACAUUUGAAAAUUUACCAAGUUGGCCAACGGUAACAACUCACACGCAAGGUAUUUACUGUGAAAUGUCCGAGUGGUCCGCUUGGUCGCCGUGUAGUCAAUCGUGCGGUGCUGAAGCGGUGCAGCAAAGAACUCGAAAAAUAAUGAGACGUGUCACUGGUAAAGGAGAACCUUGCUCAUAUCGCAUCGAUCAAAAAAGUUGUCAACUACUAGCAUGCCCAUUACGUUAACGAAAUACAUUUAAAAUAAUUAGUAUUAGAGAUAUAAUUUUUUAUAAUUAUCAACAUUCGAAUUGUGUAAUAAGUAAACAAUCGUACUUACCAAUUUACCAUAUCAUAUUGGCAUGCUAUUCAAAAGUAUAGUUUACUGUAAUCUACUUGACAAUAAAUUUUAGAUGUUUUAGAACCCCGAGUAUAAUUGUAUAAACAUAUUUUUAUUAAUUAGUCAUUAUAUUAGUGUUUGACUUAAUGUUAUUUUCUCUAUUGAUAUAUACCUAGAUAUUGUAUAAUUUCAAUAA